AUGGAACAUCCGAUUGCCAAUUCAUCAUCAAUUAUUAUGGACACCGAAACUGAUACGGAUUCAUCACAUUUUUCAAACUUACCCACAAGGGAGCCAGUAGAUAUAGAAUUUAGAAAUAUUUCACUGGCAGUGAAAUCAGGGCUACGAAGAGAAUGUAAAGAGAUUCUACAUAAUAUAAGUGGACAAUUCUCGGGAGGUCAAUUGAUUGCAAUUAUGGGACCUUCUGGAGCUGGAAAAUCUACCUUAUUGGAUGUCUUAUCUGGCUAUAAAACAACAGGAGUAGAAGGUUCUAUUUCGCUCAAUAAAAGGCCUCUCGAUUUGUCUGAAUUUCGACGAAUGUCGUGUUACAUAACACAGGACAAUUGCCUGCAAGCACUAUUAACGGUUAAUGAAAAUAUGCGAAUAGCUGCAGAUCUUAAACUGGGUUCAAAUGUGUCCACGGAUAUGAAGAAAACCAGAAUCAAGGAUAUACUAAUGUUGUUGGGAUUAUAUGAACAUGGCCAAACGCGAACCAAAUCUUUAUCGGGUGGCCAAAAAAAGAGGCUUUCAAUUGCUAUGGAACUUGUCAACAACCCAACAGUUAUGUUUUUAGACGAACCGACUACGGGUCUAGACAGCAGUGUGUGUACCAAAGUUUUAGAAUUAUGCAAAAACCUUACAAGGCAUGGCCGUACCAUAGUAUGUACUAUUCAUCAACCAUCUGCUAAACUCUUCCAGAUAUUUGAUCACGUCUAUGUAUUAGCUGGCGGCAACUGUAUUUACCAAGGUGGUACGGAGAUGAUGGUUCACUUUCUUCAUGCUAAUUAUCUAACCUGUCCAAGGUAUCAUAACCCUGCUGAUUUUAUUAUAGAAUUGGCAUGUGGAGAAUACGGUCUGGAUAAAUUGGAUGUAUUAAAGUCAGCUGCAGAAAAUGGCAGCAGCAUAGAUUGGUUCAAUCAGUCUACAAAUACUAUUAGUUGCAGUGACAUUGUGCACAACAAUAGAUUAUUACCAUCGAAAAUGCAGAAAAGUGGCAUGGAGUACACCGGCUUUCUAAACCAAUUGGCGGCACUACUGCGACGAGGUUACAUUAGCUCAAAGCGCAAUACUACUCUAACGCAUCUUCGAAUUUUUGUGAAUGUGAUUGUUGCCAUAAUGUUGGGUGCACUGUACGCUAAUUCUGGAAAAGAAGGUUCGCGAGUGAUGGACAACUAUAAGCUGUUAUUUAGCAUGCUUAUUCAUAAUUCCAUGGUAACGAUGAUGUUAACAGUGCUCACGUUUCCAAUGGAAAUGCCAACAGUUAUAAAGGAGCAUUUUAAUCAAUGGUAUUCUUUGAAAGCCUAUUAUAUGUCGAUAACACUUUUAGAUCUUCCCAUUUCGAUUUUUGGCACUCUUCUCUUUACGAAUAUAAUAUAUUUUUCAAGUGGACAGCCCAUGGAAUGGAAUCGCUACAUGAUGUUCCUUGCCAUUAGUGUAUUGGUCGUAUUAGCUGGCCAAAGUCUGGGUCUUAUGAUUGGUGCCUGGUUUAAUGUAGUCAAUGGGACAUUUGUAGCUCCAGUCGUUACUGUUCCGAUGAUGAUGUUUUCUGGUUUCGGUAUACCCUUACAAGAUCUUCCAUUCUAUUUAAAAUGGGGUACCUACGUAUCACAGCUGCGUUACGGGCUGGAAGGUUAUGUAGGUGCUAUAUAUGGUAACAAUCGAGAAUGUUUGAAUUGCAACGAAGCCCGAUAUUGUCACUAUAAAUAUCCCAAGAAGUUCUUAUCCGACAUAACCAUGGAGGAUGGUCAGUUUUGGAAUGAUGUCAUUGCUUUGAUUUUAAUCAUUAUGGUAUAUAGGAUAGCUGCGUAUGUAAUACUAAGAAGUAAAAUAAAUUCCUUAAAAUAA
Musca vetustissima is the source of this 1863-nucleotide messenger RNA. RefSeq names its product ATP-binding cassette sub-family G member 1-like. Bases 1 to 1863 code for a protein of 620 amino acids. Gene Ontology annotation, molecular function: ABC-type transporter activity; ATP binding; ATP hydrolysis activity. NCBI's taxonomy places the organism in Eukaryota, Metazoa, Arthropoda, Insecta, Diptera, Muscidae. The transcript is spliced from 9 exons. The record is from RefSeq and is a predicted model, not a curated record. Gene Ontology annotation, cellular component: plasma membrane.